GUCAGCACCAUGCUGAUGCCCUAGGCCGUCUCUCCUGCGCCGUCGGCGAUUUUGUCUUUUGCCUCUGGAUCUAUCGCUCUUUCUUUGCUCCUCCACUCGCCCCGUCCUUCUCCAGAUCUGUAUCUCAGUCGUACAAACAACCCGGCAAGGUUUUCGGACCCGCGCCACUCAAUCUGCGCGAUAAACGAAACCGGACCCACUUGCAAGCAAGCCACUACAUCUGGAUUCUGGACACGGGUGAUUGAUGGCGGGGCGCUCGAGCGUGAUCAAGUCGGUGUCGAAGGUGUAUGCGGACGUGAAUUCCAGGCUGGGCCCGUUAUGGUACGAGUACGAUAGCACGCAGGUGCAGUGGGGCACGCAGGACCGGUACGAAAUCCUCAAGAAAGUCGGGCACGGGAAGUACUCCGAGGUGUUCCUCGGGAUCGACGUCGUCGGUGACGAGAAAUGCAUCAUCAAGGUGCUCAAGCCCGUGAAGCGGAAGAAGAUCAAGCGCGAGAUCAAGAUCCUGCAGAACCUCGCCGGCGGGCCGAACAUCGUCGAGCUGCUCGACGUCGUGCGCGACCCGGUGAGCAAGAUACCGAGCCUCAUCACCGAGUACGUGGACGCCGCGGACCCGAAGUGGUUGUACCCUCGGCUGUUGGACGCCGACGUGCGGUUUUACAUAUUAGAGAUUCUGAAGGCGCUGGACUUUUGCCAUUCUAAGGGCAUCAUGCAUCGGGAUAUCAAACCACAAAACAUCAUGAUUGACCACGAGAAACGCAAGCUCCGUCUCAUUGACUGGGGACUCGCCGAAUUCUACCACCCCGACAUGAACUACAACUGCCGCGUCGCCUCGCGAUUCUUCAAAGGGCCCGAGCUGCUCGUCAACUACGAGUACUACGACUACAGCCUCGACAUGUGGAGUCUCGGCUGCACUUUUGCUUCCAUCAUAUUCAGGAAGACGCCGUUCUUCCACGGCCACGAUAACUAUGACCAACUCGUCAAAAUAGCGAAGGUGCUCGGGACAGAUGAUCUCUUCGCCUACCUCGACAAAUACGACAUCGCCCUGGACUCGCACUUUGACGAUAUACUUGGAACAUAUCCCCGCAAGCCGUGGACACGGUUCGUCACUACGGACAACCGGCGGUACAUCUCGAAUGAGGCGAUCGACUUCCUCGACAAGCUGUUACGGUAUGACCACCAGGACCGCUUGACCGCCGCGGAGGCACAGGCGCAUCGCUACUUCGACCCGGUACGGACACGGAGGCCGGAUCUGGUGGAGACGGAAGAAAGCGGACUGUCGUCCGCAUGAAUGUCGUGUUCGAGCAGAAACUGAUCUACCAAGGGUUGGUGAGGAUUUGAUGUAUGAUACACUAUUAAUACAGCCGUUGCAUUGGC
Molecule: messenger RNA, 1377 nt
Organism: Punctularia strigosozonata HHB-11173 SS5
Lineage: Eukaryota; Fungi; Basidiomycota; Agaricomycetes; Corticiales; Punctulariaceae
Product: Pkinase-domain-containing protein
Exons: 10
Coding region: 245-1291 (348 amino acids)
Biological process (GO): regulation of transcription by RNA polymerase I; DNA damage response; regulation of transcription by RNA polymerase III
Cellular component (GO): nucleus; protein kinase CK2 complex; cytosol
Molecular function (GO): protein serine/threonine kinase activity; ATP binding
Source: RefSeq, a predicted model, not a curated record